Xenopus laevis (African clawed frog) is the source of this 1437-nucleotide messenger RNA. It is a transcript of the gene rab35l.S, whose product is annotated as RAB35, member RAS oncogene family like S homeolog. The record is from RefSeq and is marked provisional. Gene Ontology annotation, molecular function: GTP binding; G protein activity; GTPase activity. Gene Ontology annotation, cellular component: plasma membrane; clathrin-coated vesicle; endosome. Gene Ontology annotation, biological process: Rab protein signal transduction. NCBI's taxonomy places the organism in Eukaryota, Metazoa, Chordata, Amphibia, Anura, Pipidae.
GUCGGAGUAGAGCGCGGGGAUCCCGGGACCGGGCCUUCCAUUUGCACAGGUCACCAUCAUGGCCCGGGACUACGACCAUCUCUUCAAGUUGCUCAUCAUCGGAGACAGCGGUGUUGGAAAGAGCAGCUUGCUUCUAAGAUUUGCAGAUAACACAUUUUCAGGCAGCUAUAUCACAACAAUUGGUGUAGACUUCAAAAUCCGGACAGUAGAGAUUAAUGGAGAGAAGGUGAAACUUCAGAUUUGGGACACUGCAGGGCAGGAGCGAUUUCGGACCAUAACAUCCACAUAUUACAGAGGGACCCACGGCGUCAUUGUUGUUUACGAUGUGACCAGUGCAGAAUCUUUUGUCAAUGUUAAACGAUGGUUACAUGAAAUAAACCAAAAUUGUGACGAUGUAUGUAGGAUAUUAGUGGGUAAUAAGAAUGAUGAUCCUGACCGGAAAGUGGUGGAGACAGAGGAUGCCUAUAAGUUUGCUGCGCAGAUGGAUAUCCGAUUGUUUGAGACUAGCGCCAAAGAUAAUUUAAAUGUUGAAGAGAUGUUUAACUGCAUUACUGAGCUUGUCUUGCGAGCAAAGAAAGACAACCUAGCAAAACAGCAGCAGCAGCAACAGAACGAUGUGGUGAAACUAAACAAAAACAGUAAACGGAAGAAGCGAUGCUGCUAGGUGCAGGCACAGCACAGAGAGGCUGCUCUCAAGCCGAACAUUCGCUCUUGGGACAAAGAGUAGUAGUGCCAUGGGCAGUGCCCAGCUUUCAGGGGUUGGGGCAUAUUCUUAGUUAUGUGCUGUUUAUUUAAGAAUUUUCUCCCAAGUUUUCUAUUGAGGCGCUGGCACCAUUUUUACUGCUGUGCCAAGAAGGUGGAUUCUUGUCGUCCCCUGAGCGUCUGCUAGGAAAGGACAGAUGCUGUGCCUAAACUAUGGACUGAAUUAACAAGAGUCUGUACAUACUGUGUAUAUUGCGUAAACCAGCCUCACCUCCCUCCUACUGCUUUGGCUUACACCUUAUCGCCAGUCUGUCGUGUGUGAAUAUGAACUGGUCACUUUUUAAAGUUUUUAGAACAGAUGGCGUCUUAACUUUGGCCUGCCCCCUGGUUUCUUUACUAACUGAUCUGGUAAGAUGGACCAGGCCCUGCUGUUAAUUAUCUUCUCUGCCCCCUUUUUGUCAGGACAUUUAAAAAACACGCUAAGAUCAAGCAAGCAGCUAUUCCAUUGUCCAGACCAGGAUUUGCAGCUACAAUGUAAUUCUGUUUUUAAACAAAGGGUGGGGUGGAUCCCGUCAUUAUUUCCACCUAGUCAAGAACCAUGUGAAUUUAAGUAAAAAAAAAUAUAUAUAUAUAUAUAUAUAUUAUGGAACAAUCUGCCAAAUUUUUGUACCAUCUUGUUCAUAAAUCGGAACAAACUAAUAAAAUGUGAACCUCUGGGUCCUGAUUUAAAGAAAA